CAUCUUUUCUCCACCAGGCCAUGGCCUUGGCUUUUCCUCUUGUUUUCUCCAAACGCUGUUUCUCUCUCUUCUUUCAGGUUUCUCUCUCUAGGCCCCCAGACUCUAAGCCAUUUCUAAGUCCCUUUAAAAAGGCAGCUAAGCUGGCUUCAUGAACAUGAGGAGAAGGCCCUCUUAUUCUUGGCCAUGGCUAAAAGGAGUGGCUUCCUUCUUUUCUUCUUCUUCUGCUGUUUGCAUUUACAGUCAGUUAAUGGCGAGCUUCUGAGCUCUGAAUAUUACAGAGAGAGUUGCCCAAAUGUUGAUAGGAUAGUGAAGAAUGUGGUCACUCAGAAGCUUCUGGAAGCCCCAACGACAGCAGCCGGUGCCCUCCGUCUCUUCUUCCAUGACUGCUUUGUCGAGGGAUGUGAUGCAUCUGUGUUGGUUGCGUCGAGUGAGAAGAAUGUUGCAGAGAGGGAUGCAGAGAUAAAUCUAUCGUUGCCUGGAGAUGGGUUUGAUGUGUUCUUUAGAGCAAAGAGGGCCCUUGAAUGGCAAUGCCCUGGCAUUGUCUCAUGUGCUGAUGUUAUGGCCAUUGCCACAAGAGACCUAGUUCAAUUGGUUGGGGGACCAGAAUGGGAAGUAUACAAAGGUCGCAAAGAUGGCAAAAUGUCCAAAGCUUCAAGAGUUGCUGGCAAUCUUCCCCUAGUGAACCAAACAAUAGACCAACUCAUCUCUCUCUUCAACUCCAAGGGCCUCUCAAUCCAAGACAUGGUUGCUCUCUCAGGUGCUCACACCAUAGGCUUUGCACAUUGCAAUGAAUUCAUGCCAAGGAUUUACAACUUCAACAAGACUUUUGAAAUUGACCCAGCUAUGGACCAAGCCUAUGCCCUAAGCCUUAGAAGCCCUUGUCCUCAAAAGGGCAUAGACCCUACAAUUGUGGCCAAUAAUGACAUUUCUACCCCCACAACCUUUGACAAUGCUUAUUAUAGAAACUUGCAAAAGGGGCUUGGCUUACUAGGCUCUGAUCAAGGGCUCUAUGCAAACCCCAAGACCCGUGGCUAUGUUGAAGCUUUUGCAAAGGACCAACAACUCUUCUUUGAUUACUUUGUUAAGGCCAUGCAUAAGCUUGGGGGCCUUGGGGUCAAGAUGGGAGGCCAAGGUGAGGUUAGGAGAGAUUGUGGCUUCUUCAAUGGGUGAUGGCCCUUUCUUUGGGGGUCAUUUGAUGUUUUUUUUUGGGCUUAGAAUGCUUAUUUUUUUGUAUCUCAAUGAAAACUUUGAUAUUUGAUGAAUAACAUGGAACCUCGUUUUGUUCUUUGGUCUUUGAUGAAUUA
Amborella trichopoda is the source of this 1304-nucleotide messenger RNA. Its product is annotated as peroxidase 31. Lineage: Eukaryota; Viridiplantae; Streptophyta; Magnoliopsida; Amborellales; Amborellaceae. Gene Ontology annotation, molecular function: heme binding; peroxidase activity. The record is from RefSeq and is a predicted model, not a curated record. Gene Ontology annotation, biological process: response to oxidative stress; hydrogen peroxide catabolic process.